AUGUCACCGAAAAAGACCCAGAAGAAGCCAAAGGCAGCAAAAGAGGUGGAACCACAGGCGCAAAAUGCUUCAGCAUCGACUAUCCUUUUGAACGUUGGUAGAGCAGCAGCUCUCCUCCUGGUUGCAGGUUUCGCAUCACCAGUUUCGCAGCUCAAUCUAUCACCAGUCUAUGGAUCCAUUCCUGCAUCCCUACACCACCAACGGACGAUGACCCUCACUGCUGUUGGAGCUCUUAUCACGCGACGCGCUUUGAAGAGCUACGUAUCUGCAAAUGUCGCACAGUACAUCGCUGUAGUUGCGUACUGGACCCCCGUCAUUCAGUUUCUACUAUUUCCAUACAGCGGCAAGAUCGGUAUCGAAUAUGGACCUCUACUCAUCGAGUCCCUGACAUACUUUCCCCUGCUAUUCCUCUCAGUGUUCGCUGCGGCCGAUCUUCUGGAAUGUAUCGACAUCACCGGUAUUAACCCCUCGCCUAUCAAGGAGGUCAUUGUCCCUACGGCAUCCUACUUUACCGUGUCGACCGUGGCCAAGAUCAGCAGCGCUCUCAUCCCAAGCUUCAUCGGAACAUCUGUUUACUUCACACGCGUGGGUAUGCAGAUGCUGCUUGCGUCAGCAUCUGCCUUCUUUAGCCCAUCGCGUGUCAUCCUCUUUGCCUUCCCAGCAAUUCUGCACACGCUCUGGACGAACCCGCAUCACCCUUCAGCUCAUGGUCUCCAGUUAGCAAACUCCACGUUGCAAGCUACACAAAACUACACACUUCUCGCCCGCCAGGAAUCUGUUACGGGAUAUGUAUCCGUCCUCGAGAAUCACGCCGACAAUGCUUUCCGUCUCCUUCGAUGUGACCACUCUCUGCUCGGUGGCGAGUGGCAAGUCACACCGCAAGCCUAUGCUAAGGGCCAACGGCAACGGGAAUCUAUAUUCGCCGUCUUUGUCCUUCUCGAAGCUGUCCGUCUCAUCGAACCACCAGUAGACACUCUACCUACUAUUGAUGAUAGCAAGAAGUCCGCUCUGGUAAUCGGUCUUGGUAUCGGCACGGCACCUAACGCCAUGAUCAAGCACGGCAUCAACACUACAAUUGUCGAACUUGACCCUGUAGUCCACCACUACGCCACGAAAUACUUUGACCUGAGCCCCGAUCACACCGCUGUCAUCGACGACGCAACCGCCUACGUCGCACGCAAAUCCGUAUCAGCACCAGGCAGCUUCGACUACAUCAUUCACGACGUCUUCACCGGCGGCGCAGAACCUGUCUAUCUCUUCACCACAGAGUUCAUGCAAGGUCUCUAUGACUUGUUGACACCAGAGGGUGUUGUAGCGAUCAACUACGCUGGUGACCUUACACUGGGUUCAACCAGACUAGUGCUAAACACCAUUCACGCCAUCUUCCCUGCCUGCCGCCUCUUCCGCGAUUCUCCCGCGCCAGAGGAACACAAAGAGGGUGAAGCUGAUUUCAUCAACAUGGUCAUCUUCUGCGUCAAGAACGAUGAUGGGCUAGGCAAAGCGGCUGUUAGGUUCCGUGAUGCGGUUCCAAAGGACUUCCUAGGUAGUAUUGCGCGCACAAAUUUCCUUCAGCCGCAGAAGAAGUUGGAGGUCAAGUACGAUUUCGUCAGCAAGGAGGAUGGAGGUAGGGUUAUGGGUAACGCGGAUGUUGGCGAGCUGGAGAAGUUUCAUGAAGAUGGUGCGGUUAGUCAUUGGAAGAUUAUGAGGUCAGUGUUACCAGAGGGCGUGUGGGAGAUGUGGUAA
Alternaria burnsii is the source of this 1743-nucleotide messenger RNA. RefSeq names its product spermine spermidine synthase. The coding region runs from base 1 to 1743 and encodes 580 amino acids. Lineage: Eukaryota; Fungi; Ascomycota; Dothideomycetes; Pleosporales; Pleosporaceae. Gene Ontology annotation, biological process: polyamine biosynthetic process. The record is from RefSeq and is a predicted model, not a curated record. The transcript has a single exon.